CUUAUUCUCGGUGUAGCUGUUGGUCGUUUCAUGUUUUUGCAGAAGUAUCAGUGGUAUAUCAAAAUGUCACAAUUACGGAGGCAAUUCCAAUGAUCGCGUAAUGUCAGUUGCGAGUGACGCACCAGCGUUUUUCGCAGCGCCCUGUUUUUACGAAACGAUGUCAAACGGAUAAAUUAUGCCACGAAAGGAGAACACCAAAGCAAAAACAUGGGAGCGAGACAGAAGAAAACGUAUGAAUGCAUACUUCAAAACUCUAGCAGAUCUGCUACCUCCGCAUCAAGAAGGUCGCAAACGCAACAAAGUCGAUAUUCUUAUCCAUGCAUCGAACUAUAUAAAAGACCUCCAUAGUCGUACUGAGGAGUUAUUCUCUACUCAUGCUUCCGAAGCACACAAAGAAGAAUUGGCUCGUUUGAAGAAGCUCGUAAAUCAGCUAAUGUCUCGUACACAGUUAUUAUCAAGUCUUCUUAAAGAAGCUGGAAUUUCUGUGCCAGCUGAGCCAGCUCUUGAGAAAAUAUCUCCUCUGAAAUGGUCGAAUAAAAUUAAUGUUGAUGAUGUAGAGAAAUAUUUUGAUAAGAUUGAAGAAAAAAAGAGUUUAGAGAAGAAAAGGAAGGAGAAACCUGUAGAAUUUAAAGUGCCUUCUAAGAGAAAAUCCGUGACAUCGUCUACUCCAAAAAAGCUGUCCGAAGAAGCUGCUAUCGCUAAGACUAUCUGCAAUUCCAUAGAGAAUCAAGAGAAUCGAGUGAAUUGUGCCAAUGGUAAAAACUAUAAUUCCGAUAGUACAAGUAGCAUAGCUGACAAUGGAUCGAAGGAAACAGAGCGUUGUCAAAAUGGUUCUACCAACGAGGCGAGCACAACUAGCACGCACUUAAAUGCAAAGAAGAAGACUGCGGACAAGAAAGCCGCCGAGUCGCAAAAAGCGUUGAGGAAGAAAAGCAAGCGCAAAGACGAGAAAAAGUCGGCGUUGCCGCAGAUAGCCAGCACCGUCACAAACUUGGCCCCCAAUACGCUCAUUUUGUCCGGUGGAAAGCUGAUGCCGCUGGUGACGCCGAUGACAUCGAAUAUCAUCGUGAACACGCAACAGGCGCCUGCGAACCCGAUAAUUCUCGGCAGCACGCAGCAGAGUCAGAUGAUCGUGAUGCAGCCCUUACCGAAUGGCGUCCAGAACACCGUCUCCAUAUGCAAUCACGCGCUGAUCAACACCGUGCAGAAGGUCACUCUGAACACCGUGCCGAGCAUCCGCGCGAAUAUGGUGGUUGAUUCUCACAAUUGGGCGUCCAACGUGAAGAACAUAAUCAACGCCACGAAGAUCGGCGGGCAUAAGGGUAUACUGCCGAAAGGCAAGGAGGUCACAAAGACGACGAUGACUUACAAAGUGCCUAUCCCGGCGAUACACAAGGACAAGGUGGAGAAGCCUAAGGAGAACGCGAAUAGGAAAGAGUCGGAAGUGAAAGCGAAGGGUAAUAGGAGCCACUCGAAGAGCCACCGGAGCGUGCAGAGCGCGACGGAGACGAUCGAAGAGAGUAACGAGAAGAAAUCGCCGAAGGACUCGGCUGCGAAAAGCCAGGACGAUGGCGGCACGACCGUGGUGCGGAAGGGCACGCUUAAGCGCGGUUUGUCCUCGGAGCUCGACUCCGCGGACGAGCCGGAGGACAAGAAACGGAAGGAGAAUGAAGACGGCAUUCAGCUCGCGACCUCGAAGGCGUCAGACUUCACCGCCACCUGCAAGUCCAUCGAGAGCUUGAAGCACGUUAUAGAGAAGAUAGGCGAGGACAUACAAGAGGAGCACACAGCUGCGAAUAACGAGAAGGAGUCCGGCGUGAACGAGGCGACUCCGAUGGCUGCGGACGUGGAUCGCGAGGAAGCCUCUUCCAAAGUGUCGAAGCUGAUGAACAUAGUGGACACCGGCUGCUUUGAGAUGGACAAGAAGACGAACGAGGACAUCGUCGCGCCGUCCGACGUCUCGGACAAGUUCUCGGGCGAGUUGCUGAAAGCACGCGAAGCGGAAGCUCCUGAUCGCUCGUCCAACGACUUCAAUAUGUCGAUAGACGGUAUAGCGGAGAAGAGCGGCGAAGGCGCGGAACAACUGGCCUCGAAGUCCACCUUGACGGACGUUGAGGCGGUGGAGAAGGCCGUCGGCUCGGAAGGCUCGAAGGAGGUGUGCAAUUUGGGCACGCACUUCGACAGUCUGCUGCACGUCACGACGGCGAAGGAGCGGCAACAAGUCAGCGACGCGAUGAGCGCAGAGAGCAACAAGAUCAUCCUGAACUUGGACACGAACACGACGACGACGAUGAAGCCUGACGCGGGCGCGAGCAUCGUCGAGGCUGCGGUAUCGUCGUCGUCAUCGUCCUCCUCGUCCUCGUCGUCCUCGUCCUCGUCUUCGUCAUCGUCGGCGUCAUUGUUAGCCGUGGUGAACGAUGACGCUAAAUUGACGAAGAAGGACGAGAUGUCGAAGUCGUUGUCGUACACGAACGAGAACACGUUCGUGCCGAUCGGCGGCAACAGGUCGGACGGCUUACACUCCGACCUGGACAACGAUAUAUUCGCAUCCCUGCAGGUACCUUCCAGCUCGCACAAUCCGGAAUCGAUGUCGCCCACGGCGGCGUUUCUCAUGGCCUUUCCGCUGGUGACGUCCCUGAACGGCAAAACCGAGGUCUUGGACGAGGACAUGAAGGAAGACUUCAAGUACCACAGCCAGACUCCGCCGAUGUUGCUGCAGAUCGGCGCGAUGGAGCCGAACAGCUUCAAAAUCAAGACGUCACACGCGAUCGCGGAGAAGCGGCUAAAGGCGUCCUGCGAGGAGAAGCAGAGCGGCGGCGCGCCCGUGAGUCCGGUGAAUCCCGAGCUGAUCCUUCCCGUCGAGUGCGCCAAGAGCCUGCCGAAGGUGGUGAACGAGGAGACGCUGCGAGAGCCGUACAAGAUAGUGCAGACCUGCCUGGCGACGAGCAUGGAGAAGCCCGUGGCGACCACCAGCACCUUCUCCGCUCACACUUCUGCGGUGAAUUUCCCCGCCGUCGACUCUGCGUGCAUCGCCGGCAAUCCCCCGGCUCUGACGUCGAACCCGAGUCGACAGGUUCAGUUGACGGCGAAUCACGUGACCGUGGCCGAUACCACGCUGAGCAACGCCAACGUCUCCACGUCGACGGACAGCGGCAAGGGCAACGUCGCGGACUGCACGUCUCAGGCUGCCGCGACGAGUCGCAUCCCCGACGUGACGUACUCGUCGGGACUGCAGGACUUCCUGCCGAGUUACUCGACGGUGGUCGGUAACAGUCUCAGCAAUACGUUGCAGCCGACCUCGUCGGUGUUCACGAACGCCCACGCGACCACACAGGACUCGAAUCCCACCGUCGUGCCGCGGAUCGACGCUGACGGCUCCCAGAAUAUGUUGAGCGCUGCGCGCCUGGACAACGCGAUCACCAACUCUUCGUCCCUGCGCUCCCUGCAGAUGGACUACCCGAAGGACAAGGAGAGCUCAACGUUGCACAACGUCGCGAUCUACCCGUCGCACAGCAAGGACGCGCUCAUCGAUCACUCCGGCAUCGUCUCCGACCACCGGCCCGGCGAUUACGCGAAUCCGGUCGACCGAAGUCUUCCCGCGACCUCGCAGAGCCUGCAGAGCUACUCCGCUCAAGCCAAAGAAUCCUCUCUUCCGAUUCUCCCCCCUCAGGACAUGCAGCCUGUCUACAGUCAGACCACCAAGGAGAGCCACGUGCUGCUGGGUCUGAGCGCUACUCAGCAGGCCUUCCCCGUCCAUAAGAAGGAGCACGUGAUCGCGAGCUCCCACAACGAUUUCGCGGCGGAUCAAGCGAAGACGCAGAAGGACUCGAUAUCGUUCGCGUCGGGCGCCACCGACGGCGAGGCGAACGCCACGUCGCGGAACCAAGGCUACGCCGCUACGAAGGCCGCGGGCCAAAACUCCUCGGAGAACCCCUUCCAACGGGGAAGCUACUCCAAGUUGAGCAAGAGCACCGACACCUCGGACAAUCCGGCGGUGAGCCAAGAGACGAAGCUCGGCGUCCUCGGCUCGAAGUUGCAGGAGCAACACGCUCACGUGCGCACCGACUCCGCGGGCUACGCCUCCGCGAAGAAGCUGGACGUGGAGCAGUUCGUCCAGUCGUUCCAGUACGAGGUGAAGGAGGCGAUGAGCUCCGGCCAGGCGGAGCGCAAUAUUCUCGGCGCCGACGCGCACGCCUACGUCUCCUACUCCAGCAAGGACGACAAGAAGAGCAGCGUCGUGGCGUCGUCGGGCAACGCCGUCAUGGCCAACAAGUCGACAGCGGUGCAGCAGCAGAGCGUGGUGCCGCGUUACACGCAACAGCAGACGUUCGUCAGCACGUCGAAUUACGAGCAGAGCACGGCUACCGUGAACUACGCCAAGUCCACCACCACCAUCGCCCACAAUUCGUCCAACAUCGUGUCGUGGACGACGCUCUUGCCGACGUCCAACGGUCACAAUCUGCACUUCGAGCAGGCGCAUCCGAGCGACAACGCCGAGGCGAAGAAUAUCUGCGAGAACUACAGCUACGUGCCUCUGCACAAGGAGAACCCGAGCUUCACCAAUCAGGUGCUGACAGGUGGCGACAACUAUCCCAGCAGCAACUCGACGAUCCCCGGCAUGGACAAGCCGAGGGGGAAGAUCGAGUCGCAGAAGCAGACCUUCGUCGACCCGUCGAAGAGUAGGAACGACCCUACGAACGUCGCGUCCACGGUCGCGAAGCAGAACAGGAUGCAGGGUCAACAGGCCGGCAAUGAGUACAAGUAUCCUGACGCCGGCAAGAGCAAGAACAAGUACGCCAUGGACACGGACUACAUGUCGAACGAAUACAACGCCAUGGCGGAUCAGCAGCAGCAGCAACAACAGCACACGGCGAAGAGUCACCAGAGUCUGUCGUCCAAGCAAGAGAAGGCCGUGUACAGCAUGCCGAGCUACGAGCCUCAGAUCAACUUCGACCUGGCGGACAACAACGUGCAGAUCAAGUACUCCAUCGAGGCCUACGCCGGCGCGAACUUCAAGUACGUCGAGAAGGCUCAGCAGCAGAAUCAACACAAGUACCAGACGUUGAGCCAAAGUCAGAUCCCGGGUCUGCCGCAUGACAGCGGCAGCAGCUACAACAGCGACGUGAAGCACGGCCAGCAGCAACAGCAGCAGCAGCAAUCGCACAACAACGCCAACAGCGGCGGCAACAAGUCCAAGGGGAACCAGCAUCAGCAUGCGAUCAAGGCGCCGGUCAACUGGAUGAUGACGCCCGAGGUCAAGCACAACGCCAACAUCGACAUUAUCCUGCCGCCGAUCGGCAAGGAGCUGGAGUUCUGCCCGAACAACCUCUUCGGCCAGACGCCCAACUACAAUCAGGGCACGCCUAAUCAGUUCUACAACAACUACGACGUGGCCGCUCAUAGUUUCUCGAACCUGCCGGUCCUGCAGAGCAACGAGCCGAAGCGGCCGGCCGACAACUUCUUUUCCACCGAGGACCAGCCGUUCCCGUGGUCGCCGACGAAGAGCGGCGUGCACAACGUGGAGCAGGUCGGGCAGUCGGUCAAGUGCAUCGACCAGCACAUCGUGCCGUCGAGCCUGCAGACCCUGGUGAGCGAUCUCGAUCUCGGCGCCAAUCUGACGGAAAAGCAGAACUUCCUGUUCGGCGCUACGCCGUCGUCGAGGGUCACCGCGGAGUCCAGCAAGGACGUGAUCAAGGAGAAGGAGGCGAACGUGCAGGGCCGGGACUUCCACGCGAUAUUGAACCCGCAGAACGCGCAGCAUCCGGCCUCCACCUUCCUGUCCGUGAGCCAGCUCGUGGAGCACGAGAAGGCGGAGAAGUCCCAUCAGCAGCAGAAUCAUCAGCAGCAUCAGCAUCACCCGCACCAUCAUCCGCACCAACAUCAGCAUUCGCAGCAGCAGCAACAGCAGCAGCAACAACAGGCGAGGAAGCACCAGAGGAAGAGCAACACGAGUCCCAGGACGACCAGCAAGCGGCAGAUGGACAUUCGCAAGUCCACGACGACCAACGACAGCUUACAUCAGCGGCACGAAGAGCAGAAGUCAUCCGGGCACGUGUUCACAGAGCAGAACUACCAGCAACCACCGCAGCAGCAGCAGCAACAGCAGCAGAAGUACCAGCAGAACAACGUGCACUGGAGAAGUAGGAACUGCAAGAGCAACUACACGGCGGAAGCGCUGAUCGGCACCAGCGUUCACGACGGCGGCCACCAAGAUAAGCACGCGUCGAUCAAGUUCACGGCGAACUACCCGCAGAACAAGUUCCAGAGCGGCUUAUCCACCGCCGACGCCGCGGUGAUGCCGAUCAACUACUUCCCGAGCGCGGACGACGGCACCGGCUACGGCCAGGUGGUCAAUCAGAACUUCAACUCUUACGCCGCCUACUCGUCCAACGCCAACUCCAUCUAUCCCUCGAGCAACUUCAUCACCAGCAUCUCCAACGCGUCCAACAGCUACAUGAUGCCGCUCCACGAGAACGCGACGACGACCGAUUACGUCGAGGCGAACAGCUUCCUGCUGCCGAACGUGACGAGCACGUCGAGCGCCAGCUCGACCGUCAACACGUCCAGCGCGAACACGAGCUCCAGCAGCGGCAACUCGGCGAAGAACCAUCCGCACUACGGGAAGCACCCCAACUGCGACAAACGAUCGUACACGACCGCCGCGAAGAAGGGCAAGCGGAAGGGCCUCGACGGCCCGAUGCAGAACCUCGAGUUCCCCCUGUCCGGCAUCAACUCGCCCUUGGAGGACUAUCAUCACUCGACCAGCUUCCUACCGCCGCCACCGCCGCCGCCACCGCCGCCGCCACCGCCGCCCCACGCCAACCCCCUCUACCAGAAUCACCCGCAGACGAACGUGUACGCCAAGACUGCGAACGGUCUUCCGCCGCCGCCGUCGGCCGUGGCCGGGGCUCAGGGUGUCGCGGUCGUAGGCGCGCCCGGCUUCCCCAUGAACUCCAACAUGGUGCGAGGUGGGAUCGUCUCGAGCAAUCCGAUGACGAUGCCGCAUCAUCCGUCAGGCACCAGUCUCACGAAUUUCAACCUGAGCACGAUAUUCCCAGAAAUGAACGACAAGGUUACCGGCUAUAAACCUUCGAAUGGUAUACCACCUGGUCUCUCGCAGACGUCCAACCAGCCUACGACUUACACGCAACGAACUAAUUACCCGUCGAACUCCCUGUGUCAUUUACCGCAGGUGUGUUUAUAGAAUCUACACACGGUCCGCGUUCGAUCACGUGAGCCUAGGAAUAGCAUAUAUAUGCAGGGUGUCCGACAGUGUCGGUAACUUUGCUGUGCAAACUCGGCUCCAACAUGUUCUAUAUUGAAAAAAAAAUAAGUAUACGUGAGUCCGCCGGGUGCCGAAACGCGCCUUGUAACUGUUCGAUUUGCGACCCGACUCGGGGCGGCGUUCCACCAAUCGCUGCCAGUAUUUAUAGAAAUCUACAGGGUGUUCCAUGUUAAUGGAAAGAGUAGAAUAUUUUGAAAAUGCAAUUGACAAAAAACAAUGGUUCAGACAAAAAUUGCCUGGUUUAGAGGAGGACAUUGGUGACCUUAACUUCGUUAUAUAAUUUUGUGACAAUGUGAUCGAAAAUUGAAUACUUUGAGAUAUUUCCUAUUUUAUACUGAAGAAUAUCGAAGUAAAAAGUAAAAUAUCGUGAAGUAUCAUAUAAUAUAUUCACUAUUCACAUAAUCUUACCUUAAUACUUUUACACACAGAAUGAACGAAGGAAUAGAUUUAUGUUAAAAAGAAACCAAAUAUCAUAAAAAAAAAUUAAGUUAAUCUUGGAAUGACUUUCAAUUAUUUACUAUACAUUGAAGUUAAGGUUACUAACUUAUAUCCCUCUACAACUUCUGUAGUCUGUCGUCUGAAUUUUUUUGUCAAUUGCUUCGUUUUCAAGAUAUUCUACUGUUUUCAUUCAAAUGGGACACCCUGUACAGUUCAUAUUACGUAUAUCACAGAUUUCUGGCAAUGAUUAGCGGGAACGUUGCCCGCAUCAAAUUGAGUCACAAAUCGAAUACGCUGCUUCGCUUUAUACUUCGUUAUAAAGUUACGGCAAAAGUAUGAAGUGUAAAGGAGACGAAGCGAAUAAAGUUUCGGCUCUGCUAAUUCCUGGGGAAACAAUUCGCAACGUUUGCGAAGUUUCUACAGGAACGACGUGUUACCCGUCGGUCGGUCGUCAUCCUGCGUGUUACUUGCAUUUUGGAAAACAUGCAGUUUAAUAAUAGCGUAUCUCACCACAUGCUCCUCCUACUCCUGUCCUUCCAUCCGUAGCAAUCUAUUAUAAAAGUCUAUGAAUGAGUUCAUAGACUUGUUGUUUGUGAUACGAUCAGUCAACGUUUUUUGUACAUAUGUAAAUAACUGUAUAAUUAAUUAACUUAAAAAAAAAAAACGUUCAUACAGAAGAAACAACGUAAUA
Molecule: messenger RNA, 8414 nt
Organism: Dinoponera quadriceps
Lineage: Eukaryota; Metazoa; Arthropoda; Insecta; Hymenoptera; Formicidae
Product: serine-rich adhesin for platelets-like
Exons: 7
Coding region: 176-7204 (2342 amino acids)
Molecular function (GO): protein dimerization activity
Source: RefSeq, a predicted model, not a curated record